UGUGUGUGUGUGUGUGUGUGUGUGUGUGUGUGUGUGUGUGUGUGUGUGUGUGUGUGUUUUACCGCAGUGAGCAGAGAACAAGCAGCAAGAAGAGAUGAGAGAAUGAGAAUGAAGGAAAUAUUUUGAGAGAUAAAACAAAAAGAGGAAAUAAAAGGCUUUAUUAAUAUUGGGAUUUCACCUGUACUUCAUCACCAUAAACAUCAUCAUCAUCAUCAUCAUCAUCACCCUUGCUCUUAUUCCUAUAUCCUUUUUAACUUCAACAAUCAUCACUCUGUCUCUCUGCUAUGGAGGGAAGUCCUCGGAAAAUUCAGUUCACAGUUCCACUGCUGGACUCUCACCUGGACCCUGAAGCUGCUGAGCAUAUCAGGAGGAGACGUCCGACUCCUGCCACGUUGGUUGCAUCCAGUGAUCCAUCAUCUCCCGAAAUAGAUGAAGAUCGUUUCCCACACCAGCUGUAUAAGCAGGCCUUGCUGAAUUCACCACGGCAGAGACGGAGAGGUGUGAAGGGAACUCCAACCAUGAAGGAGCUGCAGUUCCUAGUAGAACAUCAUGUGUGUCAGCUGCAGUCAGCAUCUGCAGCAGACGAGUCGUCAGAGAGUUGUGUUUCGGAUGUGGGCGGAGACGAGGACAUAGCAGAGCAUGAUGGGAGUUUGAACUCCACAGAUACAGCGCAGGAGUUUGAGAAGCUGUGCUGUCAAAUGGAGGCUUUUUCAAGAGAGAGUUUAUCAGAUGCUGCAGAAAUUGAAGCCUGUUAUUCUCAGGACAAACGUAACGCUCAGACGUCCACACAGCACAAACAAACAAGUCCAUCCUUGUCUGCAGCAGAAACAGAAGAGAUGAAGGAAAUAAAACAUUAAUGAUGAUGAUGAUGAU
Messenger RNA from Tachysurus vachellii, 873 nucleotides. Its product is annotated as protein phosphatase 1 regulatory subunit 1A-like. The transcript is spliced from 7 exons. Gene Ontology annotation, biological process: intracellular signal transduction. Gene Ontology annotation, molecular function: protein phosphatase inhibitor activity. The coding region runs from base 285 to 857 and encodes 190 amino acids. The record is from RefSeq and is a predicted model, not a curated record. Gene Ontology annotation, cellular component: cytoplasm. NCBI's taxonomy places the organism in Eukaryota, Metazoa, Chordata, Actinopteri, Siluriformes, Bagridae.